AUGACGAGGAACCUGGAGCAGGGUGGCAGGGAGGGGUCCAGCCCCCCUCAGGGCCCCCUGGGAAGGCACGAAGUUAUUACCAGGCUGCCCCUUGCCGUCCGAGCGCCCACUGCCCGCCGCGCCUUUGCGCGCCAGCUCUGGCUUCUCUUCGAGUUCCCCGAGAGCUCGCAGGCCGCGCGCGUGCUCGCCGUCGUCUCUGUGCUUGUCAUCCUUGUCUCCAUAGUCGUCUUCUGCCUCGAGACACUGCCCGACUUCCGCGAUGACCGCGACAACCCGGGGCUCGCCGCGGUGGCUGCCGCUGGCCCGUUCCCGGCUCGACUGAACGGCUCCAGCCCAGUGCCUGGACCCCCACCUCGCUUGCCCUUCGAUGACCCGUUCUUUGUGGUGGAGACGUUGUGCAUCUGUUGGUUCUCCUUCGAGCUGCUGGUGCGCCUGGCAACCUGCCCAAGCAAGACAGCCUUCUUCAAGAAUGUGAUGAACCUCAUCGAUUUCGUGGCCAUCCUGCCCUAUUUUGUGGCACUGGGUACCGAGCUGGCCCGGCAGCGGGGGGUGGGCCAGCCAGCCAUGUCAUUGGCCAUCCUUCGAGUCAUCCGACUAGUGCGCGUCUUCCGCAUCUUCAAGCUGUCCCGACACUCCAAGGGCCUGCAGAUCUUGGGCCAGACCCUACGAGCCUCCAUGCGUGAGCUGGGCCUCCUCAUCUUCUUCCUCUUCAUUGGUGUGGUCCUCUUCUCCAGCGCAGUCUACUUUGCUGAGGUUGACCGGGCAGACUCCCAUUUCACCAGCAUCCCUGAGUCCUUCUGGUGGGCAGUGGUCACCAUGACCACAGUUGGCUAUGGAGACAUGGCACCCGUCACUGUGGGUGGCAAGAUAGUGGGCUCUCUGUGCGCCAUCGCAGGCGUGCUGACCAUUUCCCUGCCUGUUCCAGUUAUUGUCUCCAACUUCAGCUACUUUUACCACAGGGAGACAGAGGGUGAAGAGGCUGGGAUGUUCAGCCAUGUGGACACACAGCCCUGUGGCCCACUGGAGGGCAAGGUCAAUGGGGGUUUGGUGGAUCGAGAGGUGCCUGAGCUACCACCUCCACUCUGGGCACCCCCUGGGAAACAUAUGGUCACUGAAGUGUGAGGGACAGUUGAGGUCUGCGGGACCUCAUGUUUCCUUGGAGGGAGGGAUGGAGGGAGGGGGCGAGGAGGGGGAAGGAUGGGGGG
Vicugna pacos (alpaca) is the source of this 1205-nucleotide messenger RNA. RefSeq names its product potassium voltage-gated channel subfamily A member 7 (gene KCNA7). Gene Ontology annotation, biological process: protein homooligomerization; action potential; potassium ion transmembrane transport. NCBI's taxonomy places the organism in Eukaryota, Metazoa, Chordata, Mammalia, Artiodactyla, Camelidae. The record is from RefSeq and is a predicted model, not a curated record. Gene Ontology annotation, cellular component: membrane; voltage-gated potassium channel complex. Gene Ontology annotation, molecular function: protein binding; delayed rectifier potassium channel activity.